This is a messenger RNA of Polyodon spathula (Mississippi paddlefish), 1769 nucleotides long. Its product is annotated as cornifelin-like. The record is from RefSeq and is a predicted model, not a curated record. The transcript is spliced from 4 exons. NCBI's taxonomy places the organism in Eukaryota, Metazoa, Chordata, Actinopteri, Acipenseriformes, Polyodontidae. Bases 137 to 541 code for a protein of 134 amino acids.
ACCUUACUUUCAUUUCGUGCAACCCGCGGAGAGGCAUAGCGGUAUAGCUCUGUAUCAGGCGUGUGAGAGUCAGUCUCGCAACGCAGUACAAGAUAAAGCAGAACCAGCUGAGAACAGACGCAAGAACAGAGUCAUCAUGGCAGCUCCACACGUGGUAAUGGCACAGCCCCAGGCAAUGACAGUAAGGCAGCAAGUCAUCUCCGUGCAAAUGCCAUCACACUGGAGCUCUGGAACGUGCGACUGCUGUGACGACAUGACGAUCUGCUGCUGUGGGUUCUGGUGUCUCCCUUGCCUGGAGUGUCACACUGCAUCUGAGUUCGGGGAGUGCUGCUGCCUGCCUCUGCUCGUCCCCGCCACCUCCCUGGUUAUGAGGACUGGAGUGAGGGAGAGAUACAAGAUCCAGGGCUCCAUCCUAGAUGACUGCUGCAUGUUGUGCUGGUGCUACGCUUUGACAGUGUGUCAGACGGCUCGAGAGAUCAAGAAGCGCAAGGGUGUCACUGCUGUCAGCACCUGCAAUUAUACCCAGGUGACCCAGUACUAGAGCCCAGGAUCAGAGCAGGGGGAGCGGGCUGGGAGCCGUGCAGGAACCCCCUGAGCUCACCGCACAAGCAGAAGAAGCAGCAGCAGCAGCUUCCUCUGCGAUUUUGCAUGGAAGUGUCUAUAUUCACGGCACAGCCUGGCAGCAAGAAAAUAAAUAUAUAUUUCUUUUUGAUAAACAUAUUUUUUUUUACUAUAGUUUUGUAACAGGCAUGCAAGAAUUUAAGGUGUAACCAUAACAGGUAGUCCGAUUUUGUGAGUCAUUCCCUUUUAGAAGUUUCAGGUUGUUAAGUGGGAAUUAAAUCAAUGGUGUUGAUUACUCAACACAAAAACGAAGCCUUCCCUCGGUUUCCCUCGUCCACAGUUAACGAGCACCAAUCUGUACCAGUCUGGCAGUGUGACUUAAGAGAGAUCCUGCCGUGAUCAGACUAACCAAACCACUCACAUUAUCCAAGAUCAUUUUUCAUUUCACUUUGUUACCUCAGAAAUGCAGCUCUGUGCGCACUGAACUGUGGGAUUGUAGUCCAUAGCUAACCUCAAAAACUACAUAUCCCAGUAUACAACACCACUGGCUGUGACUGGCUUAAGCCAGGUCUACAGAAAGGGGACAAAUCAGGGGUCAGUUUGGCGACAUGUUCUACGUCAGUAUUAUUGUCACCACCCAGGCUGAAAGGACAAAUGUUCUUGUAAGCAACUUUUAAAUUAUCCAGUGAAGAAAUUCAUUAAUUUGGCACUCAGUUGCACAGAUAAGGGCAAUCAGCUUUUCUUGCUGUGAAAGGAACACAUUACAAAUUACUUAAAUUAGUAAUAUCUGCGCAAUCCUUGAUAACAAUAAAAAUCAAUGUCCUUCUCAUUUGCAUCGACAUCACCCGUCACCACUUGUACUGUAUUUUUCAAUAGAUUUGAAUCUACUGGUUUCUCUCAGCACACCCUGGGCUGUAGGUUUGGUUGCAGGAACCUUUACUCUCCACUGUGUUGCAUUAUAAAAUCUGCACAUCUGGACUGCAUCAUAAAACAUGCAUUACAAACAAGCAAUAAAUCUUCAAUAGAGGCACCCAGGAAUUGUCUUGGUUAGAACCCUUUCAAUGAAACAGCAAGUAAUUGCAUAAUAUAUUAGCUAGCUCAUGGUGCUGUGAAAUAUCGUUUCUAUAGAGGAGCAGAAAUACUUUCCUAUGCUUGCGCAGUGUCUAAAUAUUGCAGCAACCAAAUAAAAAGAAAUGUUUUGAACCGUG